Dracunculus medinensis (Guinea worm) is the source of this 414-nucleotide messenger RNA. Lineage: Eukaryota; Metazoa; Nematoda; Chromadorea; Rhabditida; Dracunculidae. The record is from the annotation of a GenBank genome assembly.
AUGAUCGUUGAUGAUCGAGUAGACGAAUUCGAAUUACUUCCAUGCGCGACACCAAAUCCACAUCCAGCUCGUGCCAUUUAUGGUUUCGUUUUCAGUUUUGCGUUUUUCUUAACUUCAUCCAUUUUUUUAUUUAUUUAUUUAAUUUGGGCAAUUAUUCCAACACCUUGGCUUGAAUCAAUUGAAAUCACAUACGUUCCGGCAAAAUAUUGGGCAAUAUCGAUACCACUGCUGUUUCCAAUUAUUGUCACUGCAUAUGUUACGACUGUAUUCGCUUUAAAUCUUAUAAGAUUUCAUGGUGUUUUCGAGAAUAUUGCUAGUUUAUCACAUCGUAGUAUUUGCAUACAGCUUCGAAAAACAUUUAUAAAAGAAGAUCAAAACGCUAACAACAUACCUAAAUUAGGAAAUAAUAAGUGA